CUGAUUCCAUAAAAACCGUAUAUUUGAAAAUUAUUCUACUGCUCUGCCAUCCCCUUCAAAGUAGUCCUCUUGGGCAGCUAUACAGCGAUCCCAGCGCGUUUUCCAUGCUUCGUAACAGUUCUGGAACGCUUCGACUGGGAUGUCGCGAGUACCCUUGUCACGGCCGCCUGGAUGUCCGUAGUCGAUUCAAAAUGGGUUCCUUUGACCACCGAUUUUGUUUUAGGAAACAAAAAAGUCACAGGGUGACAUGUCAGGAGAAUAAGGCGGCUGUUGCAACACGGCGAUCCCUUUAGAGACCAAAUACUGGGACAUGCUGAGGGCGGUGUGGCACGGUGCGUUGUCGUGAUGAAGGAUCCAGCUACGAGCGAUGUCUGGGUGUACUCUGUUGACUCGUUUUCGGAAUCUUUCGAGUAUUUGGCAGUAGUAGACUUGAUUCACAGUUUUCCCCGGUAGAACGUAUUCUUUGUGGACGAUUCCACGGCUAUCAAAAAGGCAAUAAUCAUCGUUUUCACCUUCGACUUGCUCAUGCGAGCUUUUUUCGGGAGGGGGCGCGCGGAGACAACAAUUGUGAGCCUGGCCACGACUAAGAGCACUAUCACCAUACACUCUUACAAUUUUAGCGUACGUUUCUGAAGCUGUUUCGCCCAAUCUGGCGCAAAAUUUUAUCGCGACGCGUUACUCUUGGUUUCGUUUUUCCAUUUUCGUGACGAGCACUACAAACACACGUCUCCUCAACUUGACGCAGCAGGAGAACUAAACAAGCUAGAGCGAUGGUACAUAUAUCAAUGGAGAGGAAAGGGAUGCCGGAAAAAGAGAAAGCGAAUUUCAAGGUCACAGGUUUACCGCAAUCGCGGCAAUAAAAUCAGUCUCAUUACUUAAUUGUCAAACCUCGUACAUACAUAAUAUCAAGUUUUUUUUACGUCGUUUACGUUUAAAGUCGUUGAAAGCAUACAAAUUACAGCUUUUUCAAAAAGAACGAAUUUUCCAAGCGUAAUCGCGUGGCGCGCUGUUGUUAACUCGGCUAUAAUCGCGUAAGCGGUGUCUACCCCAAUUAAGAAGAAGAAGAAUCGCUUUGCUAUAUGGCCUCUCGUAAAGUUCACAGAUGAUCCGUUGUUUUCGAGCCACAUUUUGUUUAGCGAUGAGGGCCAUUCCUGACUCAAUGGGUGCGUAAUUGCCGCAUUUGGGACAAAGAGCAAAAUGAAGGGAUUCUAGAUGUGCCAUUUCAUCCAGAAAAAAACAACGGUUUGUUUUGGUUUUUAGCUUAAAACAUUCUCUCUGCUAAUUUACUUAAUUUAAUAUUAGGUUUAUUAUAUAAUAUUUGAACAGUUGCUUCCUAUGUACUUCCAGUAGGUGGUUACUUCCGCACUUAACGUAAUUUAAGGAAACUUUGGACGCUAGUCAGUCACAGUCAACGCAAAGCACUACAAUGUCGCACACGCACUUGAAGUUAGUAAUUUCUGCUUUCAUGUUUCUGUGGCUAUGCCACAGAACAACAUUAGCAGCUAAGGCUAGUCUUCGGAUAACUGGUGGUCGAACUACGACCAUUGCAAGGGCACCUUAUAUGGUGCAAAUCCGUUACAAUGGUAAAUUCGAGUGUGGUGGCACUUUGAUAUCGACAACUCACGUCCUGACAGCUGCACAUUGUAUCAAAGGCAAGAGACGCGCUGGUUUCAUCAUACAUGCAAAUACCACUAGGUUAUCACAGGCGGGCAUAAGACGCCGCGUCUCAAGAGCGUUCGUGCCGCGUAGAUUUACGACAGCAACUAAAAGAAUGGACGUGGCUGUAUUGAAGUUAGCCGCAGCUAUCAAUGGCACCUAUGCACAACCGAUUGGCCUGUGCAAUACUCGAUUGACUGCUGGACUUAGAAUGACAAUCUUAGGCUGGGGAACGACUUCGGAAAGUAGUAGUCGUGCAUCGAAUGUUUUGCGUAGAGUAAAUGUACCAGUUAUACGAAAAGCGAAAUGCCGAAGACAAUAUAGGAAUAUUCAAACUCUGACAAGGACCAUGUUUUGUGCUGGCGUUCCUGGGACCAAAGACUCAUGCUCGGGUGAUUCUGGUGGCCCGGCAGUACACAAUGGACGUGUGUGCGGCAUUGUCUCGUUUGGUUAUGGCUGUGCACGUCCAAACUAUCCUGGUGUCUAUACGAGUGUACCGAUGGUGCGGAGAUUUAUAAACCGUGCAUUGGCACAAUAAUGUCAAUAUCUAUUGUAAUUUGUUUUGUUUACCGCAAUAAAUAUUUACCCGAAUUCUUAGUUGGAAAAAGUUAAUAAGCUUAUGUUUUAUUUGCUGUUUACAGUGUCUGCUUUGCUGAGGAAUUACAGUUGUAGUGUUGUUUAAGCAUGAAGUUCAGGGUCAAGUAUAAUACCAAGUACAAAGGGUGCUCUACUUGAGUAAAAAAGCAUUAUAGCAGAUGAAUUUUAUGAUUUUUUUUUUUUUGAAAUAAAGCUAGUCUUUCUAUAUUGAAUUAAGUAUUCACUGCAAAUCGGUUGUGAAUACCUAUACCACAAGAUUUCCGAGUGGAAUUUAUGGUUUAUAGAAUUUUUAUGUAUAACUGAACAGGUUAUACAUACGGAAGGAGAAGGAAGUGACGACUCUAUUAAAAAUAUAUAUAAAUAAUCAGCGUGACAAUAUGAAUCGAUUUAGCUGUAUGUCUGUCCGUCUGUUUGUAUACUCUAUACUAUAGCAUAUUGCUGUCAUAGGAACUGAACGAUGAAAUUAAAGUUCUUGUAUGGAAAACUUGUUGACAUACAUAAUUUGACGAAAUAUCU
Molecule: messenger RNA, 2769 nt
Organism: Bactrocera tryoni
Lineage: Eukaryota; Metazoa; Arthropoda; Insecta; Diptera; Tephritidae
Product: seminase-like
Exons: 1
Coding region: 1427-2194 (255 amino acids)
Biological process (GO): proteolysis
Molecular function (GO): serine-type endopeptidase activity
Source: RefSeq, a predicted model, not a curated record